Messenger RNA from Gadus morhua (Atlantic cod), 4361 nucleotides. RefSeq names its product interferon lambda receptor 1 (gene ifnlr1). Bases 1102 to 2838 code for a protein of 578 amino acids. Gene Ontology annotation, cellular component: plasma membrane. Gene Ontology annotation, molecular function: cytokine receptor activity; protein binding. The transcript has 7 exons. The record is from RefSeq and is a predicted model, not a curated record. Lineage: Eukaryota; Metazoa; Chordata; Actinopteri; Gadiformes; Gadidae. Gene Ontology annotation, biological process: cytokine-mediated signaling pathway.
GAGGAGCCUCCAGAUGAGGAGUAGGAGGAGGAGCCUCCAGAUGAGGAGUAGUGGGAGCCUCCAGAUGAGGAGUAGGAGGAGUCUAAAGAUGAGGAGUAGGAGGAGCUGCACCGUGGCACCAGGAGGUCACUGAGGUCUGGACGUCCUGCUGGAGGAGGAGGUUAUUAUUGUGACCACACAGUCGCACACGCACACAGACACACACUUCCUCCAGUGGAAUGUGUAGUAACUGGUUGAGCACUGUAGUACAGAUGGCCAGCAGUACCCAGAGAAAAGUUGCUCUAUUUUUAAACUAUUGUGAUACUGUGUGUGUGUGUGUGUGUGCGUGUGCGUGUGCGUGUGUCACAAACAACCUGCAUUCUUUGGGUUUCUAUGUUUUGGCCAUUCAUUAUGACAAUCAUUUCCCACCAUCAGCCCCAACCAGUUAUACAGGUUGUGGGCGUCGCAGAGACACACAAUCCAGGUGAGAGAGAGACACUCCAGGUGAGAGAGAGACACACUCCAGGUGAGAGAGAGAGACACGCUCCAGGUGAGAGAGAGAGACACUCCAGAUGAGAGAGAGACACGCAGAAAGAGGAAGAGAGAGAGAGGCGUACACACACACGCGCAGUGAAAAAAAAGAGAGAGAACGUGAUUGACGGGGAGAGAGAGGAAGCCAGAGUUAGAGCGAGUGAGAUAAAGGUAAACACAGAGAGAGAGAGAGUGAGAGAGAGAGAGAGAGAGAGAGAGAGAGAGAGAGAGAGAGAGAGAGAGAGAGAGAGAGAGAGAGAGAGAGAGAUCAAAAAAGGGGAAACAGGAACAAGCAGGUAAACGUUCCAAAGUUCACCUGGUCCCGCCCCGAGCCAGCUCACCUGAGGCGAGGUGUGGGAGAGGCGGGGCUGAGGAGUGAGGGAGCUGUCGGCCGGGUACGUCUCACUCGGCGGUUGGAUCGUCUCCAUGGAACACCUGUUUGUUGCCCUGAGGACCUGUGUACAGCCAGCAGCAGACCCACGAGGACUUAACGAGGACUUAACGAGGACUUAACGUGGAGCACCUCCCCCUCCUGAAGCACACCGAACCAGAGACUGGCGCCGGGUCUGGACCGGGACCAGCGCUGAGAGGAUGAGGUUCCUGAGGAGCCUCCUCUGUGUGCUGUGGUGCUACGGUUGCCGCGGUGACGGCAGCCCAGCCGUCGGUGACAAGAUGCCCUACUUUGUCUCUAGAAACUUCUACAACGUGCUGCACUGGAACCAUACGGAGGAGGACGAAGGGCUGCUUUACUCUGUCAUGACCCGGAGCACCGUGGACGGGGCGCCACUGCUGCGCAAGAGCGGCUGUCAGAACAUCAGCGGCCGGUCAUGUGACCUGACGGCGGACACGCCCCCGCUGCCCGGUGUGGAGUACCACGCCCUGCUGUACGCCAACGGGCGCUUCCUGGAGAAGAGCGUCCGCUUCAACCCCGUCGCCGACACGGUUCUGGGGCCCCCCCUGCUGUCCCUGAGGGUCUCUGGCUCCUCCCUCCACCUGAACGUGACCCUUCCCCCGGGGCCCGGGGGCGUGGCCCUCCAGGACCUGCUGAAGGGCAGCCGGACCCGCAGCACAACGGACCCCGUGGUGGGGUACACCCUGACGGUCACCGACCCCGACUGGGCUGCCCUGGUCAACGACAGCCUCACGGGGCGCUACGUGCUGCAGCUGAAGAACAACGACACGCGGUACUGCGGCCACGUGGUGUACAAACCCAACUUCCUGUUCGGACGGCCGCCCAGCGACCCCGAGACCUUCUGCGUCAUCAUGCCAAGAGGUCGAUGGGCGGAGGUGCCCUGGGUCCUCCUGGCAGGGGGUCUAGUCCUGGUCCCGGGGGUCCUGACCUCCCUCCUGGUCUACCUCUACACCCACCCCCGGAAGAAACCCCGCCUACCUUCCUCCAUGGGGUCCUGGGGCCCCCCCCCCUGGCCCAGACUCCUGGCCCCCUCCGACCUGGUGCUGGUCUGCUCCGUCCCGGAGGUCGGGCCCUGUGCACCCCGACCGGUCCCACCCUGGCUGGUCGCGACCCCCCCGGGGGGGUACUCCCCCCAGGGGGACCCCUGUGAGGACGACGCCUGGGGCCUGGGGGCCGCGGACCACAGCGGCGGCUCCGCCUCCUCGGGGGGGCGGGGCCCGUCGACCCCCACCCAGUCCUCCGGGGGCUACGCCCAGGUGGUCGUCAGGGAGACCGGCCAGGACCCCCGCCACCGGCCCGAGGGGACCCCCAACGGGGACGCCGGGGGACACCAGGCCACGCCCCCCAGCGGUCCGGGCGACGCCCCCCCCGGGCCGCUGGUCCUCCAGGCUCUGAGGAACCAGCAGGGGGUGCUGGUGCUGUCCAUGGGGGCCUUCCAGGCCCCCGCCGGCGGGGGGGAGGAGGAGCAGGAGAAGCUCCUGGGUGAGGGGGGGUACAAGGCCCAGGGGCCCCCCCACAUGCUGCUGUCCCUCAGCGUGGGCGGCUCGGAGGACUGGGGCUCGGGCUGCGACCAGAGCGCCGCCACCACCCCCACCCUGCUCUCGGUGCACUCCGGGGGAUCCCCCACCCUGCUCUCGGUGCACUCAGGGGGGUCCCCCACCCUGCUCUCGGUGCACUCUGGGGGCUCCCCCACCCUGCUCUCGGUGCACUCCGGGGGCUCCCCCACACUGUGGGCCCCAGAGCCGGACUCCGCUGCCUCGGGGUACAAACAGAACUGGUUCCCCGUGGGGGAGAGCCCCUGCAGUGACCAGAGGGGUGCCCUGCCCUGCAGCAGGCCUGAGGGGCGGGGGGAGGAGGAGGAGAAGGGGGGGGGGCAGGACUCCCUCCGGGACUGGAUAGUCCGGGUCCAGGAGUGAGGACCACGGAGCUCUCCGACGGACCACCGGGUCUGAUGGAUCCUCCCAGGACAGGACGGACCUGACAGGGGCCCGCCCCCGCCCCCGCCCGCCCCAGCCCUGCCUGCAGUGGGGCCUCCCCACCACCGCGGCGCUGUGGCGCCCCGACCCCCCCCCCUCCGAAGGUGGAGUCAGAAAUGACAGCUCUAUGAUGGACGGUGUUUUGCUAUGUGUUGUUUUCCCCAGGAGCUCCUCUCCCUCUGUGAAUGGUGAUGUAAUGUAAGCCAAUUAUAAGCUGUGAUGUCCUGUUGAAGGGUUAGCCUCCGUGACUAGCUAUUGGGGCUCCACAGGGCUGCACGCCUCUGUAGGACUUGUUUGAAGGACAUAUUUAAGCUAGGUUAUUAAGAUGGAGUAGCAGUUAGCCGUUGCUACGGUAACCCAUCCACACCGGACCGGACGCAUGCGGCCGGGGGGGGGGGGGGGGGUUGAUGGAGAUGUGAUUGGCUCUAAGGCAGUUGCAGCCUGUACAUUCAGGGCGUUCUGUUGACGCUUUCAUCCAGAGCGACACACAAUGAGUCAAUUUGUCAGAAGAAAGAGAAGCAACAAUUUAUCUCUGUCGGUACGUUAAGGAUGUUCAUAGAACCAAGUGCCAAGCACUAACUAUCACUAGGUUAACCCUUUCCCCUAUACAGCAAAGGUAGCUGGGAUAAUGCUACACAAUGUUAAUUGCUAUUUUUAAGUGCCAACACACAAUCAGUGCCUAAGAGGGAUGAAGGGGUGGGUGGGGGGGAGACUGUAGUCCUCUUCCCUGUCCUGUAAUCCCAGAGCCCUCCUGGGGGUGCUGGUCUCUGUGUGUCUUCCAGUGGGAAGGUUUUACGGUCCACAACGUUGAGAGAGAAUACACUGAGAGAAGGCACCUGGCUCGCUCUGCGUUGCCAUGGUUAUGAAGAUGUAUGGUGGGUGGGGGGGGGGGGGGCAGGACUCGCACUACAGUCAGUAGUCAGUACCCAUCUAGUCCCCACAGACAGGACAGGCUGCCUGCUGUUUUUAUUAAUGUUAAUCGUUUACAAGACUGAUUUCUGGAACAGAAACUGAACUUUUGUUUUCUGCGAGAGUUAAUGUGACUUCAAAGUAAGGGCGUGCUUUUCUGUGUUGAAGUGAAUAUGUUUUAUGAUUGUGACUUAUGUAAUACUGUUUGCAGAGGCCAGUUUCGUACACACAGCUGUAAAUCUAUCCAAACAUAUGGACAAAAUGUUAGUCCCAUAUGAACAAACUGUACAGUAUAAUACUGAUUUAUGUUUUGCUGUUUAAUGUAUUGUUCUCCUAUUUUACUACUUUGUUUCUUUUUGUGCCAGAAUGUAUAUGGAAAAAGUUGACAUUCACUUGACUUCAUUGAACACCUGGCCUAGAAACCUUUUGGAUUCAACAAAGGUGAAAUAUUUCUUUGGUACAUUCGCUUUAAAUCCAGAGAACCUUUAGUGCGAGAUUUGAUUUCAUGUUAAAAAAAGUUUUAUGAGAUUGAAUAAACCAUUGGAGCAACCUUC